UCAGGGAACUAACUUGAUUUCAUUUCGGUUAACUUGGUUCUGCUUUAUCCAGUCUGUGCUCAGGGUGUGCUGGCUGGAUACACUCAAACAGACUUGCCUCGAUUUGGGAUUAAACUGCGCCCAGGUGUUCCUAAAGCUACGAUGUUGGCAAGUUGCCAUCUCCUUCUUCUAUCCUCUGCGAUGCUGGUGCCAACCUUUGUUCACGGAGAAGAUCUGUCAUGGACUGCAGCCACCAACAAAGUUCAUAAACGCUUGAGGAGAGAGUGGAUCUGGAAUAAGAUGCAUAUUUCAGAAGAGAAGAACGAAACGCUGCCACAUCACGUCGGGAGGAUCAUAUCAAGCAUUCAGAACUCCAAUGCGAUGUACGUGCUCGAGGGAGACGGCGCCAACAGUAUAUUCAAAGUUGAUGAGAACACCGGAGACGUGUCUGCAUAUGAGAGGCUGGACCGAGAAAAGAAAGCCGAGUAUCAGCUGACGGCCCAUAUUCUCGACCGUACGACCAACAAGUCGUUGGAACCGCCAUCCAAGUUUCGUAUCAUUGUUCAGGAUGUGAAUGACAAUGCCCCAAUAUUUGUUCAAAGAGUGUUUAAUGGGUCCGUCUUUGAAAUGUCCCCCGUAGGAACUUCAGUCACCACAGUGACAGCUGUAGAUGCUGACGAUCCAACGCUUCUUGGCUAUGCUGACGUGGACUACAAAGUGAUUAAGGGACAAAACUAUUUCAGAAUAGAUAAGUCAGGAGUCAUCCGCACAGCAGCAGCUAAUCUGGACCGAGAACAGAAAGCAACCUAUGAAAUCGUGGUGCAGGCCAUCGAUGGCAAAGGUCUACAGGCUGCAGAGUCGGGCACUGCUACAGUACGCAUCACAUUGAUUGAUAUCAAUGACAACUCCCCAGUCUUUAAUCCAACAAAGUACCAAUUUGAAGUACUUGAAAAUAUCACUUUAAACGGGGAAGUUGGCAAACUGACUGUUGAAGACAUCGACGAGCCACAGAACAGGAACACAAAGUACAGUUUUGCAAGCGGAAACUUCCAGGACACUUUCCUCAUUAUACCAAAGCCGUAUACAAAUGAAGGAAUAAUUAAACCUAAGAAGCCCUUGGACUUUGAAAAAACAUCCAGCUACCAAUUUAGUGUUGAAGCAACUGAUGGCGACAUAUCCUAUGCCAAUUCCAAGACGAAAGGAUCCAAGAGCAUAGCUACUGUAAGCAUCAGAGUUAUUGAUGUUGAUGAACCCCCUGUCUUUAAUCGUCCUUCGUACAUGUUUGAAGUGGUGGAAGGCAGUGAUAUCAAGAAGGCUAUUGGAUUUGUUUCUGCAAUUGAUCCUGAUCGAGCAAAACGGGAAAUAAGGUAUCGCGUCCUACGAUCCAACUAUUUCAAAAUCUCCAACAAUGGGGCUAUUUUUGCUGAGAGGAUUCUGGACAGAGAAGAACAUUCCUGGCAUAAUAUAACAGUGGCAGCCAAUGAAAUAGAGAAUGGAAAAAUAUUACCUCAGUUAGAAACUCACGCCCAAGUUUUCAUCAAAGUUCGUGAUAUAAAUGACAACGCGCCGCAAUUUACAGAACCCUAUCAGCCAGGAGUAUGCGAGAACGCUGCACCAGGCAAGGUGAUCAUCAGAAUUUCUGCUGUGGAUAAGGAUGAAAUGUUUCCUGGGCUGAAAUUCACAUAUUCUUUAAUCUCUGAUGAAAGCAACUUCACACUGAUUGACAAUCAUGAUAACACAGCGAACAUCACCGUCAAAUACGGAGAGUUUAAUCGGGAGCUCGUCAAAACCCAUUACUUGCCUAUCCUCAUCUCUGACAAUGGCUUACCCCCACAAAGCAGCACAAACACCCUUUCCAUCCACGUCUGCAAAUGCAAUGAGGCGGGCGAGUUCACAUUUUGUGAAGAAGCAGCGAAACAAAUGGGAGUCAGCGUCCAAGCUCUGGUGGCCAUCUUUGUCUGCAUCCUCACAAUAUUUGUAAUUGUGCUGCUAAUAGCCCUGAGAAGAAGGCACAAAAAGGAUCUGAAUGUCCUCCGGAAGAAUGUGGCAGAGAUCCAUGAACAACUGGUAGCCUAUGACGAAGAAGGAGGUGGUGAAAUGGACACUACCAGUUAUGACGUGUCAAUCCUCAAUUCAGUCCGCCAGAGCAGUAUGACAUCGCCACGGAUGACUCAAGAGAGCAGGCCCUGCGUGUACUCCCAGGUUCAAAAGCCACCCAGGCACGGGCUUUCUGGCACUGGAGAAAUGGCCAUUAUGAUCGAAAUGAAAAAAGAUGAAGCCGACAAUGAUGGGGACUUGCUUCCCUAUGACACUCUCCACAUCUUUGGCUAUGAAGGCGCAGAGUCCAUUGCAGAAUCCCUAAGCUCUUUAGGGUCGGGGUCCUCUGACUCGGAUAUCGAUUAUGACUUCCUGAAUGACUGGGGCCCCAGAUUUAAAAUGUUGGCAGAGCUUUAUGGACUGGAAGGCGGUGAAGAUUUUGCAUAUUGAGUCAGACUGGCAGCCGAUUUUCCUCAGCUUAGCCGUGGACAACAGAAAUGAGAGACUGCAGAUUCAUAAGGCAGCACUUACCACAUCUUCAUGCAUUUUCAGAGCAGGUUUAUGCAGUCAGAAUCAAAGAAACCAAAAAUGAAAUCCCCUUUGCAUUCUGGGAGAAAAUGUUUUUCUUUACCUGGAAGUAUAUUUUUUAAAAAAAGAAUUGUCAUUCUUCUUGCCCUGUAAUGUAAGAGGUUAGGUUUCUCCUGGUGUUCUCCGGUUUGUCAAUAUUCCAGGAGGUUUUAUGGUCAUUGAUGACUCGUCCUCAGAUUCAGCAUGACACCAAUCCCAUUACACGGGUUGGCAUUAUUUCCAAUUUUUUUCAUGUUCUCAAAUUGCAGCUGACUUAUAGUAACCCCACAGGGUUUUCCAGGCAAGAGACAUUCAGAGGUGAUUUGCCAUUGCCUGCCUCUGCAUUGCAACCCUGUCCUUCCUUGAUGGUUGCCCAUCCAAAUACUGACCAGGGCUGACCCAGCUUAGUUUCUAAGAUCCGAUGAGAUUGGGCUACCUGGACCAUCAAGGCAUUUCCAUUUUACUGAUGAGAGAAAGCAAUUGUGGGCCUCUCUACAUGUGACAUUGUCUGUGUGUCCUCCCCAGUUCCACUGCAAGGACUUUAAGUCUGAUAUUAACUAUGGUUUCACCAUUGGAACAUAAUUCCCAACUACACAGGGGCCCAAUUUGGAUUGAAACAGCAGUACUCAGGCAGAAGGGGCUUCACACUUUCUCCCCUAUGUCAUUUCCCCAACCUGAAACAGUCUCAGGGUACUAUUUAUCCCAUUGUGGAAACCUUUGAGUAUUCCAUCAGUACAUGUGUAGCCCCCAACAUGGAAACAGCAUCCCCUAGGGCCAUUUCAAGUUAGAAAAAUUCAGGGCUUUUUUUCAGCUGGAACACGGUGGAACAGAGUU
Messenger RNA from Eublepharis macularius, 3417 nucleotides. It is a transcript of the gene CDH5, whose product is annotated as cadherin 5. Gene Ontology annotation, cellular component: adherens junction; plasma membrane; bicellular tight junction. Gene Ontology annotation, biological process: vasculature development; regulation of establishment of cell polarity; cell morphogenesis. The transcript is spliced from 12 exons. The record is from RefSeq and is a predicted model, not a curated record. The coding region runs from base 142 to 2466 and encodes 774 amino acids. Lineage: Eukaryota; Metazoa; Chordata; Lepidosauria; Squamata; Eublepharidae. Gene Ontology annotation, molecular function: cadherin binding; calcium ion binding.